AGCUCCCUUGUCCCUCCGAUGGCUGUGAAGGCAGAAGCGCUGAAGGCUGAAGCUGGCACGUCGCCCCUGCUGCGGAGGCCAAUCUGCCAGUGGAGGUGAAUCGGGGCAGGGCACGGCUGGGGCCCUGGGGUCUUGAGAGAGGGGGGCAUGGGAGAUGGGAAACCAUCUUGAGACACCUGACGAUGGCUUCGUGAUCUCUACAGUGGAGCUCAUAGGGGAAUCCGAGUGACGAAAGGGGGCAGAAUGGCAUUCCCAUCGCCUUGUCACCCCACGUCCAGUCCGUCACCUCGACAGUCAGCCCGGUCAACCAGUCAGUCCACCCAGUCUCCGAUCAACCGUCAUCCCGCCCGCUCGCUCUCUGUCCUUUGGCAACGCCGCGACAGUCACAGCACUGGUACGGGUACAAGGCCGGGGGCUCUUCUCAACGACGUAACGGACAAUUAUUCCGUUUGCCCACCGUUUCCAUGCCAUCCAGUUAUGCCUAGUGUGCCCCUACCUAUUCCCGCGCAUGGAACGGAGGCUGCUAUUUUAGUCGCCCAGUCGGCUCUCUACGCUACGGACACUUCUUGGAUGCUUGCCCGCAGUGCAGAGAGGCCGAGGACCCUUUCAGCAGACUGCAGUUCCCCUAGGAGCGGCAUACCCUUUCAUUCUCCAGGGCUUGUUCCACAUCGGGGCAGGAUUGACACUCAUCUUCGAUAUCCUUCCUGCCAGGCUCUUGUUUUUCUCUGCGAACGAGCUCACAGCACAAUACCUGCAGCUAGAUACGCAAGCCAACAUUUGCCAGGUUGCUAGGGUCUAGACAUCAAGAAAAGAAAGAUGGAUGUGUGGGGAUUCCGCCAUUGAGUUCGACCUUCGCUGUCACACAGUUCCUGUUGACGCAUCCAAUCCACGCUCGAUGCUCUACACCUACCAGCGCCGAAGCUCCUCUGGAAGGAAGGAUUCGAUGGCCGGUUGGGCAACCUUCUUUCGCUUCUUUUGGUCUCCCAGCCUCUGGACCAACCUUCCAGCCUCACCAGUCGUGCCAUCACCAAUCAAUCUCCCGCUAACCUUCAAACCC
This is a messenger RNA of Colletotrichum phormii, 1057 nucleotides long. RefSeq lists its product as uncharacterized. The transcript has a single exon. Lineage: Eukaryota; Fungi; Ascomycota; Sordariomycetes; Glomerellales; Glomerellaceae. The record is from RefSeq and is a predicted model, not a curated record. The coding region runs from base 244 to 792 and encodes 182 amino acids.